Messenger RNA from Sipha flava (yellow sugarcane aphid), 1869 nucleotides. RefSeq lists its product as uncharacterized. The transcript is spliced from 3 exons. Bases 547 to 1728 code for a protein of 393 amino acids. Lineage: Eukaryota; Metazoa; Arthropoda; Insecta; Hemiptera; Aphididae. The record is from RefSeq and is a predicted model, not a curated record.
UUUAUUCAGAAUGAGUCUCGCGCUCCAGCAGUGCGACGCGAAUCACGGUCGGGCCAUCGUCGUCGUUCAACGCGUUUUCUUAACGGCCGAAUACACGUUGCUGCUCCCGCAGUCGUCGUCGAGGACGCGCGUGAACGACACCUGUCCGCUGUGCACACCACGUCCUCAUACGUGUAUCGGUGUCGUUUUACGAGUGCAACAAAUAAUUGUUACGAUAUUUUCUUGUUUAAAAUUUAUUUUUUACUAUUUUUGUCGAAACAAGAAUUCGUAAAUAUUUUUUCAUCGGUGUUCACCCCCGUUUCUGCAGUGCGCGAAAGAUUGUAUUAUACGAGUGCACGAUCGACGUCUGAAAUGAUUGUACGAAUGAAAUACCAGGCCGGACGGCCUGGCGAGUUACUGAGCAAAACUCGGUGGGCCGCGACAAUUUUUGGCCUUUUAAGUUGUAAAAGGCCACUAACAGAAUAUACUGAUAGUUUAAAGUUGAAGAUUAGUGCACCAAUUUAAAUAUGCGAUUAAAAAAAUUUGGACAAGGGCCGCCAGUUAGAGAUGACGACCGCCGAGAGGAUUCCCAUAUGGCUACAUGAGAAAAAACUUUGGAUCAGCGAUGCGGACAGGCGUACAACGUGUGCCGACGUGGUGGCCACGUUGACGGGCCACGGCAGUGACUACGCGGUGGCUGUUGACGGGUGCGGUGCGCGCGCCGGAAGCACCAUGGUGGCCGACCCUGGCGUCCGGGUGCUGAAGAUCUGGCAGAGCCUGCGGCCGGACCAGAAGCUGUGCUUGCAGAGGACGACGAGUGGAAGCGGCGGCGCAUCAGUGGGAUGGCAUGACGAGGACGACGCGGGAUCCGAAAUGAGCGGUUACCGGGGGGCGCAGAGAAAGCGCCGCCGGGAGGUGGUCAAGUACGCGUCGAGGACGGUUCACCCAAAGCGGCUGAGCAACACGCAGGCGGCCGAGGAGCUGCUGAAGCUCAUACUAGAGCAGAGCGACACGAUCCGGGCGCAGCUGAAAAAGCUGCAAGACCGGGACAAGAAGAUCGAGAAGAUCGAGACGGAGACGCAUAAGACGCGAUCGGACGCGUUGGGCUCGAACUACUUGCUGGACGCGUACCUAGGCGACGGGGGUGGCGGUGGUGAUAGUGGUGGUGGUGGCCGAAAUGGUGGCGGCAGCGGCGGUGGUGACGAUAAGGAAGAAAAGGACAGCGGCAUCACGGAAGGCGCGAGUAUGGAGAACGAGGACGACGAUGACGAUGACGAAGGUAGCGGCGACAUGAUGGCCGCGCAAACAGACACGUUACCGUCGUCUCCGUCAUCGUCCACCCUCGAGGCCAUCGGCUACCUGGAGAGAAUCGUCAAGAUCAACAAAAAGCUGUACGAGCACGAGGAGCGCAUGAUCCGCUUAUACGUGAACGUAGAACGGUGCCGGGACCGGGACCAGCUGCUCGACGAGUUGAGGAAGGCCGAGGUCGAAUUGGCCGACACCGAGCGCAUGUACCGGGAGAACGCGUUACUCAUAAGGAACACGGAUACGGAGCUGCGGUCGCGGCUGGGCUUCAUCGAGCAGCUGCAAUACGAGGCAGCCAUCGUGGACAGCGAAAACGAGUACCUGAUGGGCUUCAUCGAGUACGGUCGGCAGCAGAGUUUGAUCGAAAACCACAAGCAACAGCAGCACCAGCACCACCACCACCACCAGGCGGCCACUUGUCGGGUGUUGGACACGUUGGUCUGAAGCGCGGCUUUAGGUGUGGGAGAAUAGUUCUUUAUUUUUUCACUCUUACCUUGUAUAUUCCAAACGAUUGUGUUAUUUAUCUUUAAGUUAUUAUUACUAUGUACCUAUGUUGGUUUUAAAUAAAUAUCAUUUUUACCUAUA